AUGAACCCUCCUGUCUCAUCAUCAGCGACGACAAGCGCUCCGCCAGCGACCACGACAGUCAGCAACGGCGACACGAUCGUCGUGGCCGCCGGUGUGGUAGUGGUAGGAGGAACCGGAGGCGGCUCCUUCACCAUCGCCGGCUCGGGGGCAGCGCCGGUAGCAGUGGCGGCCGGCACGACCGUCACGGCCGGCUCCUCUUCGGAGGGCGAUAACCCAGAUAACCCAGAGCAGACAACCAAGCCCCCGGAGAGCUCUGAGCCACCGACCAGCACGGAGCCCACGAGCACGGAGCCGACCAGCUCGGCGCCGAGCGGGACGCCGACCCCAUGUCUUAUCUUUCCCAAGGACGGUGCCACGAGCCAGGACAACACGGACUUCAUCUCGCUCCUCGAUAAGGAACUUGGGAAGGGGAAGUACCGCGAAACAACUGAUACGGUGCAAUUGUUCGUGAGCGCCAACAUCACGGCGGCGCAGAACGCGACCCUCACCGCGGAUCCAUUGGUUGGCGGCGUAGAGCCCAUUGUCCCGCUCGAGGACAACGCCGGCGAGGCCGUGCCGGUGCCGAACAGCAAGCGCGAUGAAGACGUGCACGAGAAGUGGUGGAUGGAGUCGCUGGACAGGCUCGGCAGGAUCAGGAAGCGUGCCGUGGUGAAGCAGGACAAUGCCCCGACCGAGCUCGUCAUGUUCUCGCAGCCCCCGCUGGUGGACCUCGCGGCACUCAAGAGUUACACUUAUGAUGACAGUGCCGGUACCGAUAUCACUGUCUAUGUCCUCGACACGGGCUACUACACCAAGAACAGCGAAUACACCGGCAUGGCUAAGAAGCCGCGCUGGAUCUUUGGGGGAGCUCAGGCAGACAAGUCGGUCGAGGAGGACCUGGGCUCUGACGGCCACGGCAGCUGUGCUGGGUCCAAGGUCAAUGGACCCAAGUACGGCGUUGCAAAACAGGUGAAUCUUGUUGUUGUGAAAGCCUCCAUCAAUAUCGACGAAACACUCGAUGGCCUCAACAAGAUCAUAGAGGAUGUGAGGGAGAAGAAGCUGCAAGGCAAAGCAGUCGUGAACUUUUCACGCUCGAUCGCGAACCCAAGCAAAUUCACGCAGAAAAUGCUGCAGUACUACGUCAACGAGAUGAUCAAGGAAGACAUUGUCUUCGUCACAGCGUCUGGAAACGAUGACCGGGAAGAAGUCGCGGACGGGGAAGCAUCUGCACUCGAUGUCGACUCCUAUCCGCCAUUGAUGGCUGCCUCCGGAACCCCGAUCAUCAACGUCGGCGCUGUUGACAACACCGGCAAGAAUGCCUCCUUCUCCCAGGGUGGACCACUCGUUCAUGUGAUGGCUCCUGGCCAGCAGGUUCAGUGUGCUGCCAACUCUUUCUUCUCUAGCACACAGAAACAAGAUGGCACAUCCUUUGCCGCACCAGCAGUAGCUGGCCUUGCAGCCUACCUGCUUGCCCUGGGAGAAUACCCAGAGCUUUACCAGACAGGAAAAGUGGCAGAGAACAUGAAGAAGCUCCUCAUAGACAUGGCCUACCAGCGAGUCCCAGACGGCGGCCAGGUCGUGUUCAACGGCCAGGGCGCCGUCUGCUCUCGCCCCAGCAGCGCCAAGUUCCGACGUCAAGUCCUGAGCGGCGAGGCCUGCUCCGCCGUCUCUUCAACGACGACCUUGCCACCAACAUCGACGUCGGCCCCACCGCCGCCAGCGACAACAUCCAACCCGCCCGCCGAAACGACCGCGCCUGCAACACCGCCCGCGCCAAAGACACUAUUCUCGCUGAACGAGGAGAUCGGCGCCGGCACCAAGUCGUGCUUCCCGACAACCGACUUCACCACCACAGCGGGGACGACGUACGGCUUCUCGUUCGACGUCGACGCAAACCUGCUGGUCAGCAUCCAGACGGGUUCGACAGACGAGGGGUACCACCAGUCCAUGGGCUCCUGGACAGGCACCUUCUACGCCGACUCGGGCUCCUCCCUCAGCAUCUGCGGGACCAGCACCGCGUCCAGCGGCCUCCCGCUCGCCUUCACCAUCACCGAGGAGCCGCCGCAGGCCGUCGCGGCGCCCUCCGGCAGCGAGGUCUUCAAGCUGGACGACAAGGUCGCGGCGGGGACCACGUCGUGCUUCCCGACCACGGGGCUGAACAUCCAGGAGGGCAACUACGGCUUCUCGUACACCACGGCCGACGGCGUGGUCGUCCAGAUCGGGGAUGACAGCUCCGGGCCCAAGUACUUCUCCGGGAACAGGGCCGAGGGUGCCGGCCUGAUGUACAUCGACUUCUCUGGGGGCAGCAUCUCGAUCUGCGGGACCAACAAUGGGGGGUCCGAGGCGUCUAUCUCCUUGUCCAUGACGCAGUGA
Diaporthe citri is the source of this 2352-nucleotide messenger RNA. RefSeq lists its product as uncharacterized. The transcript has 7 exons. Gene Ontology annotation, molecular function: serine-type endopeptidase activity. The record is from RefSeq and is a predicted model, not a curated record. Gene Ontology annotation, biological process: proteolysis. Bases 1 to 2352 code for a protein of 783 amino acids. NCBI's taxonomy places the organism in Eukaryota, Fungi, Ascomycota, Sordariomycetes, Diaporthales, Diaporthaceae.